AAAAGAUAGAAUGAGUAAAUAAGAGGAGAUCCAAGAUAUAAAUAAUGAUAAAACCGAAAGUUAAAUAAAUACAGAAAAAGCAAAUGCCUAUUAUUGGAAAGGUUUUUAUUGAUAUUUUUAGAAUUAGGAAAUGCCUUACAAAAAUUCGGAAUGUAUCAUGAAUCCAUAGAAGCCUACUCCGAAGCAAUUGAGAUCGAACCAAUAAAUUUUAAGGCAUAUAUUGGCAAAUGUCAAUUUUAAAAUUUAUCAAAAGGAUUUGUUUAAUAUUGAGAAAGUUCAUAUGAUUAAGCUAUUGAGUAAUACUCAAAAGCUAUUGAAAUUGAUCCAUAAUUUUCUUUCCCUUAUAACAAUAGAGGCAAUAAUUUAUAACUAUCAUAUAGGAUUACUUAAUUAUAUAUUACUUUAGUAUGAUAGAGCUGUUGAGGAAUACUCAAAAGCAAUUUUGGUUGAUUCAUAAUCAUUUAUAUCGUAUUACAAUAAAGGUGAAUAUUCUAACUAUUGAAUAGCUAUUGCCUAUCAUCAUUUAAAGAAUUAUGAUGAUGCUAUAAAAGGUUUCUCAUAUGUAAUUUAGAUUAACACAAAUUAUCCAUGGCGUAUUUCAAUAGAGGAAAUAGUAUUUAUAAUAGAAUUAGGAAAUAUUUAUUUAGAAUUAGAUCUAAUUUAUGAAGCUAUUGAGGAUUUUAAUAAGGCAAUUAAGAUAGACCCAAAAUUAACUCUUCCAAUAAAUCUAGGUUACUUAUAAUAUAAUUGUUUAGAAAAAAUUAAUUAGACCAAUAAUAUAUACUCUGAGGCACUUUUUAUUUCUCGAAGGCCAUUGAACAAAAUCCAUAAAAUGCCAAAGCUUAUAACAACAAAGGUAAAAAUCGAUGUCUUAUCAACAGGAUUUGUUUUAUAACACUUGAAAUA
Paramecium primaurelia is the source of this 906-nucleotide messenger RNA. The record is from the annotation of a GenBank genome assembly. NCBI's taxonomy places the organism in Eukaryota, Ciliophora, Oligohymenophorea, Peniculida, Parameciidae.